UAACGAUGCUUGCCCGGGCACGUGUGCUUAUAUUGUGUCGUACCAGAAGGCAGUGAAAAAACAUUCUUCGGCUUAAACUUUUUUUUGCUUACAACUGGAGCUGGGCAAAGACCCAUCUUCAGCAUCGAGAAUAUCAUCGAAGAUGUUUUCAUUUUUAAAGUGUUGGAAAAUGGAAGGAAAAUCUAAUUUCAUUUUGGCACGCUUCAAAGAUGAAACUGGUGAAAUCACAAGUAUUCCUUUGGAUAUUCCAGUUAAUAUCACUGUUGAUAAAUUGUCUAAUAUAUGCAAUUCACUUUUAAACAAGGAAGGUGUUCCUUUUCUUUUCUUUGUGAAUGAUGUGCAAAUCAAAGAUUCUCUUCUGAAUGUUGUGGAGAAAAAGCAGUUAGAAAGUGAACAGAUCUUGGAAAUCACUUAUGCAGAACAAGCUGUAUUCAGAGUUCGACCAGUGACCCGUUGUACCAGCUCUAUCCCAGGACAUGCUGAAGCUGUUAUAUCUGCCUCUUUCAGUCCAGAUGGCAGAUAUUUGGCUAGCGGUUCUGGAGAUACAACUGUCAGACUCUGGGAUGUAUGUACUGAAACUCCUCAGUACACAUGUAAAGCUCACAAACACUGGGUCUUAUGCAUUGCAUGGUCACCAAAUGGUCUAAAACUGGCAUCAGGAUGCAGAAAUGGUCAGAUUUGCAUUUGGGAUCCACGGACAGGGAAACAAAUGGGAAAAACACUUUCUGGUCACAUAGGCUGGAUCAAUGCUCUGGCUUGGGAACCAUUACACAGGAAUGGGGAUUGUCGUCGUCUAGCCAGUGCUUCCAAAGAUACCACUGUUCGUGUAUGGGAUAUUGUUACAUAUCAUGCGUUGUAUGUCCUAAGUUCCCAUACAGGCUCUGUCACUUGUCUCAGAUGGGGAGGUUCUGGCCUCAUAUAUUCUGGCUCUCAGGAUCGUACCAUUAAAGUCUACCGAGCAAGUGAUGGAGCUUUAUGCCGGACGCUGAAAGGCCAUGCCCAUUGGGUGAAUACUAUAGCUUUGAAUACUGAUUAUGUCAUGAGAACAGGUCCAUAUGAUCCAAGUAAAGCAAAUGUCAAUUAUAUGGAGGUAACAGAGAAAAUGAGUGCAGAGUUAGCAGCAUUAGCCUUAAAGCGUUAUGAAACAGCUACUAAAGGCGAACCAGAAAUUAUGGUGUCAGGUUCAGAUGAUUAUACAAUGAUAAUGUGGGCACCUGAAAAUGAAAAGCAAUCCAUAGCUCGUUUGACAGGCCACCACAAUCUGAUAAAUGAUGUUAAAUUUUCUCCGGACAUGAGGUUGAUAGCCACUGCCUCAUUUGACAAAUCUAUUAAACUGUGGAAUGGAAGAACAGGAAAAUACAUAUCUUCCUUACAUGGUCAUGUUCAACAAGUGUAUCAAAUUUCUUGGUCAGCUGAUAGCAGACUACUAGUUAGUGGAAGUGCGGAUUCCACUCUAAAAGUCUGGGACAUGAGAACUUUCAAGCUUAUGAUUGAUUUGCCUGGCCAUUCUGAUGAAAUUUAUGCUGUAGACUGGAGCCCAGAUGGACAACGUGUAGUAAGUGGAGGUAAAGACAAAGUCAUUAAAAUAUGGCGACAGUGAAUGGAAAUAAUGUCAUUUCCGUCAUUGUAAAUAGCUUCUAUCUGUAAAUAAAAAAACAUCAUUUA
Molecule: messenger RNA, 1665 nt
Organism: Argiope bruennichi
Lineage: Eukaryota; Metazoa; Arthropoda; Arachnida; Araneae; Araneidae
Gene: Nle
Product: notchless protein homolog 1-like
Exons: 14
Coding region: 143-1600 (485 amino acids)
Biological process (GO): Notch signaling pathway; ribosomal large subunit assembly
Cellular component (GO): nucleolus
Molecular function (GO): protein binding
Source: RefSeq, a predicted model, not a curated record